UCAGGAGGGCUGCAUUGAGUGCGAUGAGGCAAAUCCCAUCGUGGCCAAACAGGUGGAGCUCAUGAAGCAGUACUUCCCGGGAGAAAAGUUCAAGCAGUGGGCUGAACCCUUGGGCGUGGAUGGUGGUUGGAGGAGGUACGGCAAGUGGGAACCAGCCAUGGACUUUGUCCAAGAGACAAUGAAGAAGUUCGCGCCGGUGGAUGUGUUGCUGGGCUUUAGCCAAGGGAGCAAUUUGGCACAUCCAUUGGCCGCGCGCGCUGCGCGAGGACAUCCGGGGAUGCCGCCCAUCAACUGUGUGGUGCACUUCUGCACAACAAAGCCUGGCUGGGUAGCGCAGACGCCGGAGCUGUUUGAGUACCAGAUUCCAGUGCCCGCGCUGCUCAUCGAGGGAAAGGUGGAUGAGACCGCGCAGGGGGCCGCGGAUGUGGCGCUGACCUAUGCGGAUCCAGUGGUGGUGAAGCACAGUGACGGCCACCGACCUUUCCCCAAAGAUGUGGCGGAAGCGCGGGAGUUGGCACAGAAGAUUCGGGAUUUUGUACUUUUGCAUUGCCGUGGCUCGAGCCUGUAACAACGCCGAAAGAAAAG
This is a messenger RNA of Cladocopium goreaui, 585 nucleotides long. NCBI's taxonomy places the organism in Eukaryota, Dinophyceae, Suessiales, Symbiodiniaceae. The record is from the annotation of a GenBank genome assembly.